AUGGCUGGAAUAAUAAGUCCUAACACUUUCAUGACUGACAUAGUAGACACAUUUUACGCAGCGUGGGUAAGAAUAAUGGGUCCUGUUCCUCAUAAUAUCUUAUGUUCUUGGCACGUUGAUAAAGCUUGGCGUCAAAACUUGAAAAAAAUUAAAGGUCUUCAAAGUACUGAAAAACAAAAUAAAGUAUAUAAAAGUUUAAAAGUACUUCAGUCUAUCACUGAUGAAAUAGAGUUCAAACAAGUAUUAGAUGAAUUAGUUUACCAAUUGUUGAAUGAUGCAGACACUAAAGAGUUUGGUGAUUACUUUAAUAUUUAUUAUGUAAACAAAGUUAAACAAUGGGCAUAUUGUUACAGAAAAAACUUGGGUGUCAAUUGUAAUAUGCAUUUAGAGUCCAUGCAUAAAACAAUCAAGUACCAUUAUUUAAAUGGUUGCAAGGUCCAACGUUUGGACAAAUGUAUUAUGGUGCUUAGGCGUUUUACAAGAGACAAAAAAGUGGAGCGAAUGGUAAAACUCACAAAAGGUAAAUCGACUUCAAGAAUAAAUGAAAUAAAAAAACGACAUAACAGAAGUGUGUCUCUAAAUCUCAAUAUAAACUUUGAUAAUAAUAAAUGGAAUGUUGAGAGUGAAAACAAUAAACAUACUUUUUAUUCAAUAACAAAAUGUUUAGAUGACAUAUGUUGUCCACUGAUUUGCUCGGAGUGUAAAAUAUGUAUUCAUUCGUAUCAAUGCACAUGUCCAGAUUAUCAAAUUAAAUCAAUUAUAUGCAAACAUAUUCAUGUUAUAGCUAUGGAGAAAACUUCCACGAAUACAUCAAUUGUAGAAUUAACACCUGAAACAGAUUAUCAAACAUCAAACAUAGGCAAAGAAAUGGAAGUACACAUAAAGAGUAUACAAAGAAGUGAGAGCUCACAGAACACUUCAAUACUUCAUGCCAGAUUUAAGGACAAAGCAAUAAAUUUAAGUAACCUAAUUCAAGGUGUUAAUAAUCCUGAACAUCUUAAAGUUGCGAUGCAAAAAUUAGACGCCUUAACUGCAUUUAUUAAUGUUGCAUCAAAUGAAAAUGAAGUUAUUCCAUACAAAACGGACCAAAAAGAACCCGCUAAUAAAAAAAUCACACAACAAAAAUCAUUCUUCUCAACCAAAAAUAAAAGGUUUAAGGCAACAAAUACUAUAACACGACCAACAUCAGACGAAAUUAGAGAUCUAAACGAUACGUUACUACAUAAAAAAUGUGUGGUUUUAAAAGAACAAGAUAAUGAACAUUCAUAUUUUUAA
Molecule: messenger RNA, 1275 nt
Organism: Acyrthosiphon pisum (pea aphid)
Lineage: Eukaryota; Metazoa; Arthropoda; Insecta; Hemiptera; Aphididae
Exons: 1
Coding region: 1-1275 (424 amino acids)
Molecular function (GO): zinc ion binding
Source: RefSeq, a predicted model, not a curated record